Messenger RNA from Ixodes scapularis (black-legged tick), 1158 nucleotides. RefSeq names its product chymotrypsin-like protease CTRL-1. Gene Ontology annotation, biological process: proteolysis. The record is from RefSeq and is a predicted model, not a curated record. NCBI's taxonomy places the organism in Eukaryota, Metazoa, Arthropoda, Arachnida, Ixodida, Ixodidae. The transcript has 5 exons. The annotation marks the transcript as partial. Gene Ontology annotation, molecular function: serine-type endopeptidase activity.
CAUAAUAAAGUGUGCGGAGUCCGAGGAGCUGCUGCCAGCGGCAGUGUUCAGGGUGGCACCGCACAAAUCGUGGGUGGGACGGCCGCCACACCGCUCGAGUUCCCCUGGCAGAUCUCCCUCCACCUCAUCCGGCUCCCGAACACAGAUAUGGGCCACAUCUGCGGCGGUUCCAUCAUCAACAAGCAAUACGUCGACACGGCGGCUCACUGCAUCCUACACGGCUACAAGUCUCCGUCAAACUAUAUUGUUGUGAUUGGCGACCAAAACCUCAACGUGGUAGAUCCCUACGAGCAAAGAAUCGCAGUGGCGAACAUCACGAUUCAUCCGCAAUGGAACCCUUCCACCCUGAACUACGAUUACGCCUUGCUGAAGCUGGCGAGACCGCUCAACUUUACGGGAAGCGAGAAGGCACUCAUGCCCAUCUGCCUUCCGACGCCCAACCAGGAAUUCGACGGAAUGACCUGCACCGCCAGCGGAUGGGGACGAACGAAGGACGUGACCCAGGGUGGAAGCCUAUCCCAAUCCCUUCAGAAGGUCGAUUUGCCCAUCGUGGCUUACAGAACCUGCCGCUAUUAUUACCGUUCCAUUAAUGAUGUUGUAGAAAACACCAUGAUCUGUGCCGGUCCGAAAGCCGGCGGAAAAGGAAGCUGUCAGGGCGACUCCGGGGGACCCCUGCAGUGCGCCAGGUCGGACGGCCGUUACGUGCUGGCCGGAAGUAUGUCGUGGGGCACGAAGUGUGCGGCACGCAGGCAGCCCUCUGUGUUAGCGCGAAUCUCUACUCAGGUCGACUGGAUCAAUAGCAUCGCCGGCCCGACACCGUGAAUUCGCCCUGGUUUCCAUCGAGCGCCCGCUGUCUUUUCUUUGCAUUAAAAACUGUCCGCGUACCUCAGCAAAACGUUAUUUUAAAGCCUAGGUGGUUCUUGCGUUUGGCUGUAUUUUUAUUAGAAAGCAGAGAAGAGCAGCAGACGUUGCUGUAAGGACGCUUCUGUCCAGGAGAAAGUACUCUCUGACUUGCGCACGAAACUGUUCUUUGUACCCGCUCACUCGAGAUGAGUCAGUUUUAAGUGAGGUGCAGCCACUGCGCAUGCCCACCGAGCCGACACCAGCGCCACCGCUCUGGCGUGACGUCAGGGCCGGCGCGUGUUGGUGUGUACGAUU